AUGGCAUUCGCGAUUUAUCUCAUACGCAUUUUCCCCCAAAAAGCCUACAAGGGGUUGAAUAUUGGAAUACUGGUGUUCCUCCUCGUCCAAGGAAUCGUCGAAACUGUCGUGGCCCAGUUGAUGUGUAUUCCAAGGGUCAAGAUAUUCCUACCUGAAUCGCCUGGCCAUUGCCUGGAUACCAGCAAAUUUUACUAUGCUUCGGCCUUGGAUGACCUCGUGGGUGCAAUGCUUUGGUCCGAAGUCGAAGUUUCCGCCCUCAUCAUUUGCGUCUGCGUCCCGGAAAUUCACCUUCUCGUGCAGAGAAACUGGCCGUUGAAACUCCUGCGAAUUGCACCGCCGAGGUCCCUAAGAGGCUGUGAUGUUGGUGAGGAUGAGGUGUGCAGUGGAAACCCAGCCGGUCAGCUGCGCGGAAUCCUUGGACGAGUCAAUAUCAAGGGUCUUCGUGGGUCUUCGUAUGAGUCUCGGUCAGGUGCACCCUCGGGGGUUUCAAGGAGGGCUAGAUAUGGAGUGGUUAGUUUCGUGUCCGCCGGUUGGCGGUCAAAGCAUCAAAGAAACAUUAACGAUAUGACACGGAGGAGCGGACAGUCGCUAGUAGAUGACGACCAAGAGCCGGAACCAGCCAGCCCCGAACAUGGCGGUGUCCUUGUUACACACGAUAUUGAAAUCAGCAUCGAGACAGACGACGAUCCUAUGUCAGAAAUGGAUCUUGCUGAAGCAGAGAGGGCUCUCCGUGAGGACCAAAGCGAAACUGUUGAUAGCAGCGACCUUCACCGGGAUAGCCUGUGUACGGAAAAGACCGAUAAUGCAGGCGCAAGUGGCGGAGAGCAAGUUGCACUCGUGACAAGUGUGUAA
Messenger RNA from Pyricularia pennisetigena, 852 nucleotides. RefSeq lists its product as uncharacterized. The transcript is spliced from 3 exons. The record is from RefSeq and is a predicted model, not a curated record. Bases 1 to 852 code for a protein of 283 amino acids. Lineage: Eukaryota; Fungi; Ascomycota; Sordariomycetes; Magnaporthales; Pyriculariaceae.